AUGGCACCCAGUGCGGCCACGACGAUAUGCAAGUGUGGACCCCGGACAACUGCACCCUCAGCGUGGAGGUCCGGGACGACGGCACGGUGUUCUCCCAGUGGGACUCGAAGACGAAGCAGAACCCGAUCGUCGUGGCGUGGACCGACGGCUUCCCCAGCCCUGGCAAUUGCCCCAGCCAGUGCACCGACAGGGUCGGCGGAUUCUGGCUGCGUCUGCCCCCUCAGCGUCACGGCGCGGGCCGUCUUCGUCGCGAUCCCGAGCAGGUCCGAACUCCUCAGCGAGGCCGGCCGCCUGCGCAUCGGCGCCUUCCAGCCCCCGGCCACCGCCGCCUGCCUGGCGCCCUGCGACGGGGAGGUCAGGGCGUACGUGGCCAACGGGGAGGGGAACGUGGACGAGAGCACGGUGUUCGAGUGCGACGGGGUCUACUACAAAAACAUGGAGAGCGUCGCGGAAGUGGCCGGGUACAGCUUCCGCAAUCCGCCCGUGUUCGCGCUCGCCGAGGAGAUGACUGGCCGUUCGGUGAGGGAGGAAGAGGCCUUGGCUGAAGUGGAGGCCCUGCUGGACCACCUCUUCCGCCACCCCAACUUGCCGCCCUUCGUGUCGUUCCGGCUGAUUCAGCGCAUGGUCACGUCCAAUCCGUCACCGGCCUACGUGUUCGAUGUCGCUCAAGCCUUCAGAACCGGCGAGUACAAUGGCGAGACGUACUCUGGCCAGUAUGGAGACCUAGGUGCGACAUUCGCUGCUAUCUUGCUGCACCCGGAGGCUAGAGGUGAUCUUCCAAGUUCUUCUGUGGGCAAGUUGCGCGAACCUUUGGUCAAGCUUCUGCACUUCCUGCGCUCUAUGGGGUACAUGGAUCUCAAAGGACGCCAGAUCUUAAUGGCGAGCCUGGAAGACGAUAUCGGCCAGUGGCCCUACGCGGCGCCCUCUGUUUUCAAUUAUUACGACGUUGAGUAUUCGCCGCCAGGCCUGUCCGACGGCCUGUUCGCGCCCGAGUUUCAGAUAUUCACGCCGCCCCUUGCGCUCACCUGGCUCAACGGCAUGCUGUCUUUGGUCAACACCGGCGAACUCAGCCGAUGCGAGGGUGGUAUCGGUCAGCACACAAGCACUUGCAGUAUAGUUGAGGGGCAGUUGAAUUUCUCCGUAUCCAGCAAUGAUCCCAACGACGCCUUCACGGAAGUCUCAUUGUUGUUGACGGGGGGGCGCAUCAGGGAUGCGGGUGUUUUCGACGCAGCUCUCAACUCUUCUGGGGGUGAGGAUUACCUGAAGGCAGCCAUGCGCACCGUUGUCAUGUCGCCCGAGUUCCACACCCUCGGCGACCCCGAGCCUGCUGGCCAGCGGCCCGCGGCGCCGGAGGAGACGCCCCAUCAGUCGCGCUCCUACAAGGCCAUGGUCCUCCUCUACCUCCACGGGGGUGCCGACACCUUCAACCUGCUGGUGCCCACCUGCACCAGCCUCUUCGCAGAGUACCAGACCGUCCGGCAGAACAUCGCGUUGUCUCAGGGCCAGUUGCUGGGGAUCUCGGCCGACACGCAGGCCUGCAGCACCUUCGGCGUCCACCACGGCCUCACCUUCGUGCGCGACCUCUACGUGCAGGGCCAGCUGGCCUUCGUGAGCAACAUCGGCGGCCUGGUGCAGCCCACCACGAAGGAUGGGUACAGGGGGACCACCCCCCAGUGUGCCGGGCUGUUUUCGCACCUGGACCAGCAGAACGGCGGGAUGACGCUGAAGUGCCAGGUGCAGGGAGCUUCCCCCAGGGGCUUUGGAGGGCGCCUGGCCGACGCCACGGCGGGCGAGGGCUACCGCACCACCUCGUUCUCCCUGGCGGGCACGAACAUCUGGUCGACGGGGCACGGCAUCGGAGAGUGGAGAUCAUCGACGGAAGUAACGGCGCCGUGCGCCUGCAGGGGUACCAGGACUUGCAGGCGAUCGUGGGGAACACCACCAGCCACACGUAUGGCAACGUCUACUGCGAGGAGUACGCGCAGCAGUUCGCCAGCGCCAUAG
This is a messenger RNA of Prorocentrum cordatum, 2004 nucleotides long. The record is from the annotation of a GenBank genome assembly. NCBI's taxonomy places the organism in Eukaryota, Dinophyceae, Prorocentrales, Prorocentraceae.